Molecule: messenger RNA, 2124 nt
Organism: Pseudogymnoascus verrucosus
Lineage: Eukaryota; Fungi; Ascomycota; Leotiomycetes; Thelebolales; Thelebolaceae
Gene: YPT1
Product: GTP-binding protein of the rab
Exons: 5
Coding region: 222-884 (220 amino acids)
Molecular function (GO): GTPase activity; GTP binding
Source: RefSeq, a predicted model, not a curated record
CCUCCAUCUCUCCAUCUCCAGACCCAGACCACAGAAUCUGUUGCUGCCUUCAACCCACUUUCCGCAACUUCACAACAAAGACAACUUCUUCCGCAGACGCCUUUACGUCCUUCCAUACAACCCCAUUUUAUUAUCUUCUGCAAAUAAUCCGCCAUCAUGAAUCCAGAGUAUGUAUACACCACUCCCUAUUACAACCAUCUCAGCAUCACAAUCGUAGCAAGAUGGCGACAACUGCUAGACCCUGGGCAUAUCGUCCCCAACAUACGGAGGCUGACGUGGAUCCUUCCAGAUACGAUUACCUCUUCAAGCUCCUCCUUAUCGGAGACUCUGGUGUUGGAAAGUCCUGUUUACUCCUGCGAUUCGCAGACGACACCUACACUGAGUCCUACAUCUCCACCAUCGGUGUUGACUUCAAAAUCAGGACGAUUGAGUUAGAUGGCAAGACCGUGAAGCUACAGAUUUGGGAUACCGCGGGCCAAGAGCGUUUCAGGACCAUCACAUCUUCCUAUUACCGUGGCGCACACGGCAUCUGCGUCGUCUACGAUGUCACCGAUAUGGAUUCCUUCAACAACGUUAAGCAGUGGCUGCAGGAGAUUGACAGAUACGCCACAGAGGGUGUCAACAAGCUCCUUGUAGGCAACAAGAGCGAUAUGUCGGACAAGAAGGUCGUCGAGUACACAGUUGCCAAGGAAUUCGCCGACUCACUGGGCAUCCCCUUCCUCGAGACCUCCGCCAAGAACGCCAGCAACGUCGAGCAAGCCUUCCUCACAAUGGCCCGCCAGAUCAAGGAGCGCAUGGGCACGACGACCGCGAACAACAAGCCUACCGUGCAAGUCACCGGCGGGCAAGGAGUACAGUCAGGGUCCGCUGGCGGCUGCUGUUAAAUACUUCUUCUCGACGCGUUACAUACAUUCAUCGGCCCCUGCAGACUUGUUUACACCAUGGAAUUUCCAGUUUUUUUCGUCGUCUCGCAUUAGAAUCGCGUUCGUGUCCGACCCCGCAUCGACGCAACCCCGGAUCAGGCUACCUUAAUAAUGGAUGACGAGACGGGAGGAGAGGGCCAGGUUGAUUUCGCCCAUGAAUGUGGCUUUCCGCAGUUAGUCCCACGGCGAUGCUUGACUUUUCUUUGUCUCCCGAAGGGCUUUGUUUUCAGGGAUGGGUAGAGGAGAGCUGGAUUGUGCAAUAGGCGUGGAUAGGGGAUCUUUUUUCCUGAUUUUUGAUGUGGUACAUGCCCCCCCCCUUUUUUUGUUCCCUGGCAGAGCUGCGUUGUUGUUUUGUUAGGUUGCGCCUGGUUUUCCUUUUUUUUUUCGACCGGUUCCUUAGUUUCCCGAUAGGCAAGAAUGGGAGACUGGUGAAUACUUUGCUUUGACUACUCGUUUUUUUGUGACUAGACUGUAUGUGAUAGACAAGCGGUGGCUGCCUGUUUUACUUCAGGGACUGGGACAACUCGUGAUUCCCACGUUUACAGGGGUUGAUCUAGGUAACUCACCUAUUAUGUGGGGGGUGCCUAAUGCAAGUCAGACGCUGGGUUUAAUGCGCAUGUGUUUGAUAUAGCGCCGUAGUCGAUGCAAGCACGCUGGCGGAGUGACGGAGACUUCAGGAUUCAAGUUAAGGAAAUGUGUGUGGUAUGUUCUCGGCUGAAGGACUUGAACAUUUUUGGCUCAACUUCGCAAGUGGGCGGAUGAAGCUUUGGGAACGUCUAAUGCGUGAGACUUUCUCAUAUAUCACACCUAUCUUAUCUCGGGUUCGCCGACCACAAGGAAACAAACAAAUAUGCACCCGUCACGAUUCUCGCCGCCGAUACACUCUUCUCACCGCACCCUUCUCGGUCGCCGCACUCUUCUCACCGUACUCUUCUCACCACCACCGCCUUCUCAGUACCGCGCCUACUUUCGCAAUGUGGAAGAGAAUAAGGUUAUAGGAGCUAAACAUUAUGAUUCCAACUUGCUCGGAUAAAAUCCCGUGGCGAUGCUUCGUGUUUUUUGGUUCAAGAUGAUGUGUUAACUGUCUUCCCAAACAGAUAGCUAUAAUAGACUUCAAAUAGUAAGACUAAGGCGAAAAGUCGAGAUCUGUAGUUGUUACAAUGCAAGAGAGAUGGAUAGACACAUCACACUUUCUUAAAAU